AUGACGUCAUUCCCCUCAUACGUCACAACCAAACCCAUGGCGAGCGCUGAGAUUUGGCAGCCUCUCCUGACGAUCCACGACGGAGCCCAGAGUCCAGCUGACAUCUCGGUGAAAUCCAAGAUCCUGAGGGUGAACCGAGAGGCACCGCCGCUGGAGGAUGACGACAGCCGGACGGGGGAAGACAAACUCUACCACGGUGCCAACCACACCAUGAAGAUGACACAACAGUACACAGUCGGCCUCAUGUGUCAGUUCAGCCUCCAGAUGUACCCGUUUGACACCCAGCUCUGCACGCUCACCUUUAACGUGUCAAAUAUGGCUGACAGGUUCGAGUUCAUAAAGGGAGGUGUCGACUUCUCAGCUGAGCGACGCCUCCUGGAGUAUCGAAUGGUCAAGGAGGAGAUGUCUCAUCCUCAAGGAAAUCUCAAGGUGGUGCAGGUAACACUCAAAUUUAAGAACCAAUACGGGUACUACAUCGGCAAUGCGGUCGUACCCAGCCUGUUCAUGGUCGUCAUAUGCUAUCUGACACUGCUCUUCGACAUGGACGACUUCAUGGACCGCAUCAUGGUGUCUCUGACGUCACUGCUCGUCCUCGCCUCCCUCUUCUCCCAGACGAGCCAGUCCAUCCCCAAAACCGCCUACCUCAAGC
Messenger RNA from Penaeus vannamei (Pacific white shrimp), 649 nucleotides. NCBI's taxonomy places the organism in Eukaryota, Metazoa, Arthropoda, Malacostraca, Decapoda, Penaeidae. The record is from RefSeq and is a predicted model, not a curated record.